This is a messenger RNA of Rhizophagus irregularis DAOM 181602=DAOM 197198, 906 nucleotides long. RefSeq lists its product as uncharacterized. Lineage: Eukaryota; Fungi; Glomeromycota; Glomeromycetes; Glomerales; Glomeraceae. The record is from RefSeq and is a predicted model, not a curated record.
AUGCAAAAUUCAGUAGACGAAAUUAUGAUAAAUAUUUUUCGAUUCGUAGAAUAUCCUAUUAAUCUGAUUUUAACCUCUCGAGAUUGGCUUCGUAUAGCCAAGGAUCCUUACGUCAAAUCAAAAUGGUUAAUAACAAAAUACGGAAAAUUAUAUGCUUUGUACAAUGCAGCAAGGUUGGGGCCUAGUUUUAUCGAUAUAUCAUUGUAUAAAAUUUUAAUCGCGAGAAAUGAGAAUGCCUCAGUUCCAAUUUUUUUUUUCCAAAGAUUAUUGAUGCACUUGGACAAAUAUGAUCAAAAGUUGAUUCAUCUUAAAACAGAAGAUAAUUCUGGACAUCCUUAUACUAGUUAUCAUGUUUAUGCUAACAAAUCAAAAGAGGAUGACACAAAAUUAUUUCAUUUUUUCGCUUAUGGAACUCAUGUAGUAAACUAUGGCCAAAUGAUAUCAUUAAAAGAUAUUGGAUCUUUGUUACCACAAUCAGCAAGUACUAGUGGAUAUUUAUCAAAAGUUGAUUACGAAAUUGAUAAAUUUGAUUUAUUUAAACUUUUGGAAUUAAUUAAUUUCCUAGCACAACCAAGACCGCCUAGAAUGCUUGGUGUAAGACAUGGAAGACAUAACAAACUUGAUGGAAGACAUGGAAGACAAAAUAAACUUGGCGGAAGGCACGGAAGACAAAAUAAACUUGAAGGAAGACAUGGAAGACAAAAUAAACUUGGCGGAACGAUUGGUGGAAGUUACGGAGGACAAGAUAAUUUUGGUGGAAGACACGGAAGUCAUGUUCAGCUUGGUCAGCUUGUGAACACGAAUAGGCAACCUACUGCACCAAUUGCUAGUUUCUCUCAGCAACCAAUUGCUGAUCCAAAUGAUAUAUUAUUGGUUGAAAUGAUUGAUGGAUCAUCAUUCUUUUAA